Messenger RNA from Acaromyces ingoldii, 1494 nucleotides. RefSeq names its product kinase-like protein. Gene Ontology annotation, molecular function: protein serine/threonine kinase activity; protein serine/threonine/tyrosine kinase activity; ATP binding. The record is from RefSeq and is a predicted model, not a curated record. The coding region runs from base 1 to 1494 and encodes 497 amino acids. Gene Ontology annotation, biological process: peptidyl-threonine phosphorylation; peptidyl-serine phosphorylation. The transcript is spliced from 3 exons. Lineage: Eukaryota; Fungi; Basidiomycota; Exobasidiomycetes; Exobasidiales; Cryptobasidiaceae.
AUGCUCGAAUUCCCAGACGACGAGCCACCCGCAAAGGCGUACUCGCCUCGACAGGCAGAGGCUCUGUGGGGCGACCGCCUCUGUGACUAUGAGCUGCAGGAGAUGCGCGACUACAAGGAGAUUUACUUUGCUGGCACUGCAUCUGCAAAGAAGAAGAAUGCUACCAUGGACAGCGACUCGUCUGCGAACAACUACGGCUACGAUGACGAGCGCGGCGACUAUCUAGUCGUGGAUCAUGAUCACCUGGCGUACCGGUACGAGGUCAUGAGCCUCCUUGGUCGAGGGUCCUUCGGCCAAGUGCUUCAGUGCCGGGAUCACAAGACGGGUAAGGCGGUGGCCAUCAAGCUGAUUCGAAACAAGAAGCGGUUCCACCACCAGGCACUCGUCGAGGUCAAGAUUCUUGAGAACCUUACAAAGUGGGAUCCAAAUGAGGAGUUCAACGUCAUCAAGAUGACCGAGUCAUUUUAUUUCCGCAACCACUUGUGCAUCGCAAUGGAGCUCCUCAGCAUCAACCUCUACGAGCUCAUCAAGGCCAACAACUUUGCCGGUUUCUCAACCCGCCUCAUCCGCCGUUUCGCGACGCAAACACUCCUGUCUCUCAGCCUCAUGCGCCAUCAUCGUGUCGUACAUUGCGAUCUCAAGCCCGAGAACAUUCUCUUGAGGCAUCCUCGGAAAAGCGCCAUUAAGGUCAUCGACUUUGGUUCCAGCUGCUUUGAGCACGAAAAGGUCUACACCUAUAUCCAGAGUCGCUUCUACCGCUCCCCCGAAGUUAUUCUAGGUAUGAACUAUCACACGGCGAUCGACAUCUGGAGUCUAGGCUGUAUUCUCGCCGAGCUCUACUCCGGUUAUCCUCUCUUCCCCGGAGAGAACGAGCAGGAGCAGCUGGCGUGUAUCAUGGAGAUCCUCGGUAUUCCAGACCGGUAUCUCAUCGAGAGAAGCUCACGCAAAAAGCUUUUCUUCGACUCGACGGGUGCGCCCAGACCUGUGGUUAACAGCAAAGGGAAGCGCAGACGUCCGGCUACAAGGUCAUUGGGCUCGGCGCUUAAUUGUAACGAUGACCUGUUCCUCGACUUCUUGCAGAAGUGUCUGCAUUGGGAUCCAGAAAGAAGAAUCAAGCCAGACCCGGCUCUCCGCCACCCCUGGAUCAAACGACACACGGUCAACCAUGAAGUCAUGCAAGCAAGCCUUGGUCGCUCGCUCGCAAACUCCUUCAACGGCGCCACAGCUUCUACAUCUUCGUCCUCGGCUGUUCGUAAGCCGACCAGCACAUCAUCGCAGGGACCAAAGGUGUCGACCAAGUACGUUUCUGGCCACCCAUCGUCAUUGACGGGCUCCACCAUGUCGUCCUCCUCGUCCGCUGGUGGCCCAAAGACGUCUGCAAGUGCUUACGUGACGCCUGCGAGAAGCGAGCGGAGGACGUCAAUGAACAGUAGCAACAAUCCUACGAGCCCGCUGCGGAGGACUCGGCAACAGCAGCAACAGACAGUGUCUUGA